CCAUUUGCCCUCUCCAGCUUUUGGAGCAGCCUUUUGAUCCGGGCUGGGCAGCAGGACCAGGGCUGGGCUCAUCCUUCCUCCUGCGAGGUUGGCGCUUCUGCGGGCGCUUCCCUGGGCGUGGGGAAGGCUGCGGGCUGUGCCACCCGUGACUGUGCCGUGGGCGAGCGGCCGGGAGGAGCGGAGCCGGGCGGGGAAAGCGCGGAGGAGCCCGCGGAGCGCUAUAAAGAGCCGGGGCAGCGCCGGGGCGCUCCGGCCAUGGCCAACGCGUCGCAGUGUCUGGAGGAGGGCUCGGGGCGCUGGCCGCCGCCGGCCGGGCCGUACAGCGAGGCGCAGCGGCUGGCGCUGGAGGAGCUGGUGGCGGGCGGCCCCGAGGCGCUGCGCGCUUUCCUGCGGCGGGAGCAGCUGGCGCCCUUCCUGUCGGAGCCCGAGGUGCAGGACAUCGCUCGGGCCGCGCUGCCGCCCGCCGCGGGCCCGGAGCCGGCGGCCGAGCCCUCGGCCGGAGCCUCGCUGGACGCCUCGUCGCUCACCUACUUCCCCGAGCGCUCGGACCUGGAGCCGCCCGCGCUGGAGCUGGGCUGGCCGGGCUUCGCCAGCGGCGCCUUCCGCGGGCUGACGCGGGUGGAGGCGCAUUUCCAGCCGGGCUGCGGGGACAGCAUCUACGGCUGCAAGGAGGCGGUGCGGCGCCAGAUCCGCUCCGCCCGACAGAUGAUUGCCCUGGUUAUGGAUUCCUUCACAGACACUGAUAUCUUCAGAGACCUCUUGGAAGCCUGUAGCCAACGGCAGGUUAAAGUGUAUAUCCUUCUAGAUCAGUCUUCACUUUCCCAUUUUCUAAAAAUGUGCAAGGAUCUGGGAGUUGACCUUGAGCAGGAAAAGCUGAUGAGGGUUCGGAUUAUCACGGGGAGCACGUACUGCACCAGGUCAGGCACCAAAAUCAUUGGAAAAGUCCGGGAAAAGUUCAUGCUGAUUGAUGGCAUUAGAGUGACAACAGGCUCCUACAGUUUUACGUGGACAGAUGGGAAGCUGAACAGCAGUAACAUUUUGAUCCUGUCAGGCCCCACAGUUGCACACUUUGACCUGGAAUUUCGGAUUCUUCAUUCACGGUCAAAGCCUAUCAACCUCAAAGAGUUUUCUAGCUGCAAGAAGAACAGGGUGUGGGACCAGCUGUUCAGGAUAACAGUGGCUUCCAGAGACGUGACCAGGGAACACUUCCUGAGAAUGGAAUUUUUGUAUCUGAGAGCAUUUGUAGGAGAUCUGAAGAGGAAGAGGAGCUGGCUGCACGCCUCCAGGGAGGCUGUGUACACCCCAAAUAACACGCUGCACACCUCUCCCCCGCUGACUAAGAGGAAUGGCUCCCUGGUUAUGAGGCCACACUGGAUCAUAGAGAGAUGAACUGCAUGUCCAUGCAGAGCAAGCAGCAGAACCUCAGGAACCACGUCUGUCCAUCCCUGCCCAGCACUGUCCUGCAGUGUGUUUGUGAGGGCAGCUGGGAAAGAAACCUCAGACUGAGAGAAAGUGAAACUGGAAUUGUGGCUUUGUUUGAAGAAUACUGUAAAGCCAGUAUUGACUUCUACUAUUCUGUUAAAUUUUCAUUUCUCAACCUGUUCAUGCAUGUUUUAAGCUGAUGGGUUGGCAGUGUCAUAGCUCAGUAGCUCAACCCUUUUUUUUUUUAAUUGAGAAAUCUAGGUAUUGAAAUUCAUAUUGCUUGAAAGUCUGUUCCAAGAUGAAAGCAGGCUCUGAAAUCAGUCUUGGUCCUAUACAAGCUCUCCACCAACUGGUUCAUGACACAAACCAGAAGUAACCCUAAUUUAGAAACCAGUAGGUCAGUACCACACUACUACUCCUCAAAUGUUACAUUUUCUUCCUACAAAGCUAUGCUGGCAGGCAGAAGGAGCUAAUGUGUCAGCAAACAAGGCUUUAGCAGUGACUGAAUUUCAAAUGGCCUUUACAUUAGACUGGUUGGAUUGCUGGACAUCAUGCAAUAAAUGUGUGCAAGUGAUAAUAUUCUAAAGGACCCACUAUGUUUGUGGGAGAGCCAAAUGAGACCAAUUCCUUGGCAUUACCAGACAGACUUUUUGUUAUCUUUGUGGCUGCUGCUGUCUGAUCUUGUGGGAAAAGCUGAGUAGAUCUGAAAUCUGUGAAGCUGCUGCCUCUUCACAGAAGUCCUAAUUUCAUCAGAAAUGACACAGAAGUCAGUGACAGAACCAUUUUUAACGUCUCUUGGAAGCUCAAUUUUUUAUUAUUAUUUUUUAAUCCAUUCAUUUCUGGAGGGGAAAAAAAGUCACCCUCAAAUGAAUAAGCUAUCCUCCCAAACAGCUGCACAUUGAGACACUGAAGUUCCAGCAGCCUGCCAAUGCUGACACUCAUUAGGCAAAACAAAGGUUUAUCAUUUCUCAAUUAUUCUUGUGGCUCUUCUACUGCAAAAUACUCAGAUAUGUGCUUGUGUGAGUGUCUUGUGGGUUCUGGGUUUUGGAGGGGAAGGUUAAAACUUGGCAGAGGAAUUUCAGCUAAACAGCAGCAAGGUGACAUUAAACUGGACAGAUGGAUCUUGUAAAAAUGUACAUUGCAAAAUUGUACUGAUUAAUAUGCAACUAAUCUGGGCCCUCUUUCUUCUGCACUGACAAUCAUGGAAAUGUAAUCACUCUGGCUCUCCUAAUCUGUAAAUAUUUAAUAGUUUAUAGCUUUGUACUAUUAACUUCCAUCCAGAUGUAAAGAGGUUUGAAAUAUGUAUUUUUAUUCUUAGCUAUAUUUUCCAUAAAGGCAAACCCCAUACAAUGUUGGAUUCUAUACAAAAUACUGUUUGUGCAGUCUUAUUUUCAUAAUAAUUAUCUGUAUAUAUUUUCCCAAGCAUAACUUCUCCACUUUGCUGUUCAUCUCAUUACUUUCAUAGGCAGCUCUUUCCAUGUGGGAUUUUUUCUCAAUGAUUACUAAUAUAUUGAUAAUACAAAA
Haemorhous mexicanus (house finch) is the source of this 2946-nucleotide messenger RNA. RefSeq names its product protein FAM83D-B-like. The record is from RefSeq and is a predicted model, not a curated record. Gene Ontology annotation, biological process: regulation of TOR signaling; protein localization to mitotic spindle; regulation of ERK1 and ERK2 cascade. Gene Ontology annotation, cellular component: cytosol; mitotic spindle pole. Lineage: Eukaryota; Metazoa; Chordata; Aves; Passeriformes; Fringillidae. The transcript has 4 exons. The coding region runs from base 256 to 1389 and encodes 377 amino acids.